Trichosurus vulpecula (common brushtail) is the source of this 2383-nucleotide messenger RNA. Its product is annotated as zinc finger protein 501-like. Bases 118 to 1677 code for a protein of 519 amino acids. The record is from RefSeq and is a predicted model, not a curated record. Lineage: Eukaryota; Metazoa; Chordata; Mammalia; Diprotodontia; Phalangeridae. The transcript has 2 exons. Gene Ontology annotation, biological process: negative regulation of transcription by RNA polymerase II; regulation of immune system process; regulation of cytokine production.
UGCACGGGGCCAGCUGCAGUCCCGUGGUUCCCUGGUCCUUCCAGCCCACCGGUUUUCCCUUAGGAAAGGACUUGCCCUUUCUUCCUUUACUCUUCUUUCUCCCCUCUCCUCUCCAGGAUGGAGGGAGGGUUGAAGCCGGGGCCCCGGGCACAAGAAGAAGAGGGUCAGCGAAGUGACGAAUCCCGGGAUGGAAGAGAGGAACAAGUAGGGGUCGGAGGGCUGGGACGUCUGAGCCCCAGGAGGGUCUUGGAAUGCCCUUUUCUUCCCUUGGGGCAGAGAGAUAGGGAGGACGCCACUCCUCAGCCAGGAGCUCGGGAGGAUGAGAGAGCUCCAGGCCUGGCUUCUGGAGACCUGCCCCCCAGCCCUGUUUUCAAGCUCCCCUCGGGACCUCCUCCUGAAAGGCCCUUUCUUGUCUGGCCAGGCCAGCCAGCUGCCUGUGAAAUGAUGUUGGGGCUCCAGAGGCUGUGUGGAGCGGGCCAGGGGGAGGAGAAACUGGCUGGACUGGGUCUCAGGACAGCCCUCCCAGGGUCCAGGCCUUUUGGUUGUCUGCAGUGCGGACUGACUGUAGCUUGUCUCCCCGAUCUGAUUCACCACCAGGGUACCCACCCAGGGGAGAAGCCGUACAGGUGUCCUGAGUGUGGCAAAGAGUUCCGUAGGGGCUCAGACCUUGUGAAGCACCACCGUGUGCACACUGGGGAAAAGCCUUACCCCUGCCCAGACUGUGGCCGUUGCUUCAGCCUCAGCUCCAACCUGAUCCAGCACCGAAGAUCACACACGGGCCACCGGCCCCACAAAUGCCCUGACUGUGGUGAGGGCUUUGGCCGAAGCUCAGACUUAGUGAAGCACCAAAGGGUCCAUACCGGUGAGAAACCGUACACUUGCUCUGAGUGUGGCAAAAACUUCAGUGUCAGCUCCAACCUCAUCCAGCACCAGCGAACUCACACAGGAGAGAAGCCAUAUAAGUGUGCAGACUGUGGAAAGAGCUUCAGUCUGAGCUCUAACCUGCUGCAGCAUAGGAGGUCACAUACUGGGGAGAAGCCCUAUAAAUGUGCUUGGUGUGGGGACAGCUUUGGCCGAAGCUCCUAUCUGCUCAAACACCAGCGUUCUCACACAGGUGAGAAGCCCUAUAAUUGCUGUGAAUGUGGCAAGAGCUUCACUAACAGUUCUGACUGUCUGCGUCAUCAGCGGACCCACAAUGGUGAGAAGCCCUUCAAGUGCCCUGAUUGUGGUAAAGGCUUCAGUGAACGUUCCCAAUUUACCGAUCACCAGCGAAUCCACACAGGAGAGCGACCUUAUGCCUGUGCAGACUGUGGCAAGAGCUUCUACCACAGUUCUAAACUUAUCAAGCACCAGCGUUCUCACACGGGAGAAAAGCCCUACAAGUGUCCUGAAUGUGGCAAGAACUUUGUGGAUAGUUCAAACCUCCUGCGGCACCGACGGACCCACAUUGGGGAGAAGCCAUAUACUUGUAGUGUCUGUGGAAAGGGAUUCAGUCAGAGUUCACACCUGCUUAUCCACCAGGCAGCCCAUAGUGGUGAAAAGCCUUAUGUUUGUCUUGAGUGUGGGAAGGCUUUUGCCCGAAGUUCUAACCUGGUCCAGCACCAGAGGACCCAUCAGGCUUUCCUGCCACCAGACCUCAUCCCUGGACUUCUUCCUCUGGAGAUUUUCAAGUUCUAAGAUGCCUCCCCAUGAGAUAUGCAAAUGAGAAGGGGAUAAAGUACUCCAGAUGCAGGUGUCUCAUUUCGCAGAAGGACUGGGGGAAUCAUUCCUGUUUUGUAUCCUCUUCCACCAUCUAGUCAUCUGAAGUGGUGAUGUCUACAAUAACAACAAAGUUCUCAUUGAUGACACUGACCUACCUGUCACUUUUUUUGGCUCUCUGGUUUUUCUGUAAAUUGUUUCUGUUAACUUAGAUUUUACUAGCUGGCACUUUGGCAUUAUAUUAGAGCUGAAGGAAUCUUAAUAGAUUAUCUUGUCCAAGACCUUCAUUUUAUAAAUGAGGGAACUGAGGGCUAGAGAAGUUGUAUUAUGUCACAUACAAGCAGUGUGUGUUUCUGGUCUUACAAACAGUACGUACCAGAACCGGGAUUCAAACACGGAUCUUUUGACUCCAAGUCUGGGGCUUUUUGCCUUAAGUUAGUGGUCAUUCUACAGACCCAGGUGUGUAACUGUUCACAUACUCUUCUGGUUUAUUAAGGGGAAAAAGUUCAUAAGACAAGUCCUAGUGCCAGUACUGGAGAAUACCACUAUUCUGGAAUUCUUCCAGAGAAGUGUCCACUUAUCUUUAUCCUUUGUUUAAGCUCUAUGAAAGGUUAUGAAGUCCCAUGGGGACUUGCUCUGAUAAUUUUCUUUUGAAAAUUAAUAAAAGACUUUUUGAAAAGUAAAA